Messenger RNA from Homo sapiens (human), 4568 nucleotides. It is a transcript of the gene HLA-F, whose product is annotated as major histocompatibility complex, class I, F. Lineage: Eukaryota; Metazoa; Chordata; Mammalia; Primates; Hominidae. Gene Ontology annotation, cellular component: lysosomal membrane; recycling endosome membrane; phagocytic vesicle membrane. The transcript has 7 exons. The record is from RefSeq and is a predicted model, not a curated record. Bases 362 to 1393 code for a protein of 343 amino acids.
GGAAGAGGAAGAAGAAGAAGAAGAAGAAGAAGAAGAAGAAGAAGAAGAAGAAGAAGAAGAAGAAGAAGAAGAAGAAGAAGAAGAAGAAGAAGAAGAGGAAGAAGAAGAAACUGUCUCUAGACCUUCAUUCUCAGGACAAGUUCAUUGUCUGGCACCAAGCUCCUUGGGGUGAAUUUUCUUCCAAAAGAGUCCGGGGAGUCCAGGUCCUUCAUCCUGGAUACUCAUAACGCGGCCCCAUUUCUCACUCCCAUUGGGCGUCGCGUUUCUAGAGAAGCCAAUCAGUGUCGCCGCAGUUCCCAGGUUCUAAAGUCCCACGCACCCCGCGGGACUCAUAUUUUUCCCAGACGCGGAGGUUGGGGUCAUGGCGCCCCGAAGCCUCCUCCUGCUGCUCUCAGGGGCCCUGGCCCUGACCGAUACUUGGGCGGGCUCCCACUCCUUGAGGUAUUUCAGCACCGCUGUGUCGCGGCCCGGCCGCGGGGAGCCCCGCUACAUCGCCGUGGAGUACGUAGACGACACGCAAUUCCUGCGGUUCGACAGCGACGCCGCGAUUCCGAGGAUGGAGCCGCGGGAGCCGUGGGUGGAGCAAGAGGGGCCGCAGUAUUGGGAGUGGACCACAGGGUACGCCAAGGCCAACGCACAGACUGACCGAGUGGCCCUGAGGAACCUGCUCCGCCGCUACAACCAGAGCGAGGCUGGGUCUCACACCCUCCAGGGAAUGAAUGGCUGCGACAUGGGGCCCGACGGACGCCUCCUCCGCGGGUAUCACCAGCACGCGUACGACGGCAAGGAUUACAUCUCCCUGAACGAGGACCUGCGCUCCUGGACCGCGGCGGACACCGUGGCUCAGAUCACCCAGCGCUUCUAUGAGGCAGAGGAAUAUGCAGAGGAGUUCAGGACCUACCUGGAGGGCGAGUGCCUGGAGUUGCUCCGCAGAUACUUGGAGAAUGGGAAGGAGACGCUACAGCGCGCAGAUCCUCCAAAGGCACACGUUGCCCACCACCCCAUCUCUGACCAUGAGGCCACCCUGAGGUGCUGGGCCCUGGGCUUCUACCCUGCGGAGAUCACGCUGACCUGGCAGCGGGAUGGGGAGGAACAGACCCAGGACACAGAGCUUGUGGAGACCAGGCCUGCAGGGGAUGGAACCUUCCAGAAGUGGGCCGCUGUGGUGGUGCCUUCUGGAGAGGAACAGAGAUACACAUGCCAUGUGCAGCACGAGGGGCUGCCCCAGCCCCUCAUCCUGAGAUGGGAGCAGUCUCCCCAGCCCACCAUCCCCAUCGUGGGCAUCGUUGCUGGCCUUGUUGUCCUUGGAGCUGUGGUCACUGGAGCUGUGGUCGCUGCUGUGAUGUGGAGGAAGAAGAGCUCAGGAAAGUUGACUCAUACUGGUGUCCAGUGAAGAAACCCAGGCGCAUAAGAGGGACAGUUGGAUCUCAGGUUUGUGCUUGAUCUGGAAAAGGAAGAGCAGAGACCACUAGGAGGCACCACUGCACUGCUCAUGAGCCCAGGAGGUGGAUGCCCAGGCUGAGCUCAGGGUGGAGAGAUGUCAUUGCUCAUCCUCCAGGUUCCAGGUGAAAACCCACCUGCCCAGCCCAUCUGCUUCUCCCUGGUUCUUCAAUUCUAGGGAGGACUGUCUUCUUCUCACCUCCCCGGACGAUGCUUCUUGACACAGGAAAGAGGAUGUGCUGCUAGGGUCAUCAUGUCCUGGUUUAUUGUGUUGUCAGUAGAAUGAAAUCAAAAUACAUACUCCAUAAAUAAUAAAAUAACCCAUAAUAAGUAAACAUUUACAAUUUACUCACACCAUUGAGGUUUCCUCCAGGUGUGAGCACAGCUGCAGACACACCUUGUCGCUUCAGUCAGGACACAGGACAGAGUAAAAUGGGAAGAAACCACAGUCACUGCAGAAAGGGCCCCCAUGGAAGAGGCCUGGCAGGGAGGCCAGCUGCCCCAGGGCCACCAUAUUUAGAGAUGACUUCCCCUUUCUAGGCAGGACUGGGAUUUUAAAAUUCUUUUUGUAUUCAUAGUUGUUCUGAAAUUGCAGGAUGAUGAGACCCAGCACUGGUGAGUUAUACUGUCUCUUUCUUCCCUAUUAAAUUCUGUGCCAAACAGCACCUUCAUAUAUUUAUCUCCUCUUCCUGGAGAGAAUAAAAACAAUGGAAAAAUUGAACCAUACAAACAUACUUUAAAUAUGUGCUGUCAGAAGUAGCUACUAAAGGAUUAAUUCCACCAAAGUGAGGGAAGGUUUGAAAAGAAAAACAUUGUAUACCCAUAUUCAAAGCAGCAUUAUUCACGAUAGCCAAGACAACACACACCAACACAUGAAUGAAGAAAAUGUGGUAUAUAUCGACAACGGAAUAUCAUUCAGCCUUAAGAAGGAAACCUGGUCACAGGCUGCAACAGGGAUGAACCUGAAGGACACUGCUAAGUAAAAUAAGCCAAUCACAAAGAAAACCCAAUACUGCACAUUUCCAUUUAUAUGAGGUGUCUAAACUGAAAGUAGACUAAUGGCUGCUAGGGGCUCGGUGAGGGGGAUGGAUGAAUGUUUGUUCAAUGGGCAUAGAGUUUCAGUGUUGCAAGAUGAAAAGUUCUAGAGAUCUGUUGCACAACUAUGUAUUUACAGUUAAUACUGUACUACUGUAUACUUUAAAAUAGUUAAGAUACCAAAUUUUACAUAAUGUAGUUUUUGGCCCAAGGAAAAGACUAAUUAGCCCUGUUACUAAUUUAGGGAAAAAGUACAUGAAUUCAUUAAAAAUAUAUUAGUAUGCGCUUACCUUAGAUACAGAAAACUAUGAGACAAAAAGAGAGAUCCCUGCUACCCCAGCUAUCACCCAUGAACCAGGAAAAUCAGCACCUCCUGAAACUAGACAGAAAGGCUCACAGGCCCAGCCUUGACAUGUUGAAUCAGUCUGCAUUUUGGCUGGAACCCAGGUGGCUCCACUGCAUGUAAAGCACCUUCCCAGAUAGUGAUGGAGGGAGAUCCUAGGACAGUGACUCUGCUCCACGGGGAGAAGCCUCCAAUCCAGAUGGGAGCAGCCAGAAGGGCCCAGGAGGGACAUUUCCAAGAAGAUAAAAUUAACAGAAUGUCCAAAGUGUCCAACGUCUUGAAAGAAUCAUACAAACAAAAGAGAUAUCAAACUUAAAUUAAUGAGAGUUAAUAAAAUAAACAAAAACAAAUACAAGUAUUAACUCCAAGAAGAACCAAUGUUGUACAGGCAGUGAAAAGUAGUCCAGUUGACAUAUGAGAGGAUUAGUCAUGGUAAAAGAAACAAGAGAUGGCUGAACUAAACAUAAUCACUAUAUAAAUAUACUGGGAAGAGUGAAAGAGAACAAGUACUCUUAACUGUUGCAUCCACCAUUGCGCUGUGCAACAAUGGGUGCAUCUGAAAAAAAUCAAGCAAUAAUAAUAAAGAAAUGGUAGUUAGAGAUACAGAAGUAAAGUCAAAAGAAUCAGCUAAAAAACUUGAAAGUGGUUGGCCCCUAGAAAGGCAGAAAUUGAGAAGAGGCAGAGAGGACUCUCAUUUUUCUCAAGAGAUUCUGCACAAAUAUUUGACUCUUUCAAUUAUGCACAAUUAUAAAUUUGAUUAAAAUAAAAACAAAAGCUUCAGUGAAUAUGCAAGUUUAUGUCUAAUGACAACCGCAUUCAACAAUGAUAUUUAAGGGUUAACUAAAAUGUGAAAAUACUUAAACAUGAAACAGGCAUGUAUAAAUGUGUUUUUGACACCAAACGUGAACACAAAUGUGAAAUAAUACACCUGUAAACACAUCUCUGGAUAGAUAGCCCACGAUUGAAUUCUCUACCCCACCUCCUUUACUGGUUGACCUGUGAACACAGGCAGGCAGUGGACCAGGACCCAACUAGGUUCCUUCAUCCUCUUGCUUCUAGGCAGGGCUUGCAUCCACUUUUGCUGCACAGAGGGCUCCCAUCCCUGCCUUGGUCCGUUUCACAGGUGAUCCCCUAACUCUCCCUGCCACCACUGCCUUACCUGAGUGGAGCUGAGGCUACCCUGACCAAGAAGAGCACCACCCAUCUGUGCCCCAAGGCCAGAAAGUUAAAAGGAACCUCACAACAGGGUCAGGAACUAUCCCACCUCCCCACUUACCAAUCAGUCUGAACUGAUAAUGGGAGAUGCUGAUACUUGCUUUACUCAUCCUCAUUCCCAGUUCAUUUAUUCUUCAUUAAUUCAGUCCAAUCUCCCCAGUGGUCACUUAACCCCAGAAGCAGACUGAUCUCUAUUCUUCUUAAUCAGGAAAGUCCAAAGCACUCCCUGUCCUCUCCCUCAUAUCAGACUUCAGCUCUGCAUCUGCAAGAUGCAGAGGUCCUCUGCAAGGCAGGUGUCUUCCCACAGGGUCAGCCCCUAAACACUGGCUGCAGAUGUCCCCCUCCAUCCCUUCCCAGCCCUUUCUGUGUUGCUGUGAAUCGUCCAUCACCGAGAACUGGUGGGGAGAUGCGGGGGAGGUGGGGAGAUUUCUUUGUGCUGUGUCAAGGCAUCAAGACAGACCUCUCCUUCUCUCUUGAACCUCAUACUCUAUCCCUUCCCAGACACUUGAAAUAAAACACAGACCAGAAAUGUCUA